Molecule: messenger RNA, 768 nt
Organism: Octopus sinensis (East Asian common octopus)
Lineage: Eukaryota; Metazoa; Mollusca; Cephalopoda; Octopoda; Octopodidae
Product: cornifelin homolog
Exons: 4
Coding region: 349-744 (131 amino acids)
Source: RefSeq, a predicted model, not a curated record
GGAUAUAUUAAAGCUACGUGUCUCUUGCAAGAGGACAAAUACAUUGGCAGAGAGGAAGAGGGAACUUCUUACAGGGGCAGUAGUAACAGUGUGUACACGCAGCUCUGUAUAUAUAUAUCUAUAUAUAUAUGUAUAUAUACAUAUGUAUAUACAUAUUAUAUAUACAUAUACAUAUACAUAUACAUGCGCGUGUACAGAGAGGCAUAGUUAGAUGUGCGUACAUAAAUAAAUAAAUAAAUAAAUAAGAGGCAGAGAUAGCAACAGACGAAAAAAGCAGCAACAAUCUUUCCAAAGUUCUUCACCGUUUUUCACGUUUUUACAUGUUAAUCCCAUUUUUUUUUAGCAGUCAUGACUACCAAGCUGCCAUCCACGCCCAUCACACAGCAACCAAGAAGCACGUCAAAGUUAUCUCUUGCUUCCAAACUAAUGACCAAUAAUCACAUUGACCACGAGAUCUGCGAAAAAGCCUGGUCAUCUGGUCUUUGUGACUGUCAGGACGAUCAAAAACACAACUGUCUCUCCUCGUUGUGCUGCUGGCCAUUCUUUAAAUAUACUUUGGCCAUGCGUAUCGGUGAAUCUCCAUUUGUGUCUCUCAUUCCUUGUGCAGUGUUUGCUCUGCGAGUAAAACUGAGGACGGUCCUAAGUAUUAAGGGAUCAAUAAUUGAUGACUUUUUUGCUGUCUUGUGCUGUGAGCCGUGCGCUGUAUGUCAAAUGUCCAGAGAACUGGACAAUGCUGGACUUUAAACAAUACAAAACAUUUCGUUCUCA